UUUGUCUACAGUUUUAGUACACAAAGUACUUCAGUUAUUAGUGGACAGUGAAUUAUUUGUAAAUAUUGUUCAAUCUAAAUAACUCUGAACACUGUGUUAAAAUUUUGAAUGUUAAGUUUUUAAGGCUUUUUUGUGUUUGUUGUAUCAAGUUAUUCAAGAAAGCGACUAUAGUUACUGAAAAGGUUAAUUAAUUCGUAAUGGUGAUGGAAGCAGAUCCGAUAGCCGAAAAACGAAAUGACGAAAGAGUGCACAGUGCGCCUUUGAAGGCAAGGGCGGGCGGUGACGUCAUGGGAGAGCGUUCAGUCGAUACUUUGGACAUGGCCUUCACGGGACCUUCAAAUUUAGUGCUCACACCAGCCCCGGAAUGUCGGAAACUCUCCCGUGGCAUUUCCCGGGCCACGGAUAACGAAGGCCUGGUGUGGGCGUUACGUAACAACACAGACCCGGAACCAAGCACGCUAAGCUCCGAUCACAUACUGCUCCUACCGGAUAUAACGGUUUACCCGCCGGAUUUCAGAACAUUCUUGGAGAAGGACUUACUAGAGACAGCCACUUUGGUCACAUUAGAGACGGCAAACAUAUUGAACUGGUGGUGCCAUGGCCGUGUGCCGGGUGCUCCUCAACUGCUGCCACUAGCGACGUCAGGAGACGGGAACUGCUUACCUCAUGCGGCGUCAUUAGCGGCCUACGGCUUCCACGAUAGACUGCUCGCUUUGAGAACGAAAGUACAGGCUCUACUGUCCGGGGAGUACGGUGAAACCAUAACGAACGCGAUCCGGCGUCGCUGGCGCUGGUCUGAGAGCGCGUCGCUGUGCGCGGCGGGGCUGGUCCCGUCGGAGGGCGAGUGGGCCCGCGAGUGGCGCGAGGCGGUGGCGGCGGCGGCGCCCACCCCCCGCGCCCCGCACCCGCAGCACGCGCCGCACUACACCGGGCUGGACGCGCUGCACGUGCUCGCGCUCGCGCACGUCAUGCGGCGCCCGGUGCUCGUGUUCGCCGACGUCGCUCUCAGGGAUUACCACGGUGACCCGAUAGCGCCGAUCCCGUUCGGGGGCGUGUAUCUGCCGUUGGAACUGGACCCGGCGCAGUGCAGCCGCGCGCCCGUGCUGCUGGCCUACGACGCGGGACACUUCUCCGCGCUGGUCCCCUGCGAGCCCCUGCCCGCCGCCGGAGCUCGAGUGCCGCUCGAAGACAGCGCUGGAAACCCUAUGCCGAUCAGGUUCAGUGUAGAUCCAGGCGAAGACUUCCGCUGGGACGUGGAGCACGAUCAAAAAGUUAUCAACAACCUACUCCCGGACGAAUACGAGCGAUCCGCCAUGCUGGCUGCUUAUUUAGACCUCGAGAGGGUUGAAUGCGUAACGCAGAACCAACCCCCCGAAGAGCUAAGACGAUCGCUGGACGCAUUGUCGACUAAAAGCUCAAAACAAUUAAAUUCUGUCGCCAAACAGUUUGGCAGCAUCGGCAGAUCUAUGAGCAGUAAGAUAAAGAAGAAUUUUGGGUCCAUGGCCAAACUGACCGGCAAGAGCAGCGGCAGUCAAAGUAAUCCUGAAGAGAGCUUGGUUCGGAGGCAGUCGACGUGUGAGGUGCUCUGUUGCAGGGUGCUAGCGGCAAGAGCACCCGUGCAAGAAGAAAUGGUCAAAAACUAUCUUAACGAAGCAUGGACGGGGUACACCGCGGAAAAGAACCGCAAGGAAGCGUCGCCCUGCGAGCCCGGGCAGCCGCGGUACGGCACCGGCAAGUCGCAGUUCUACGCGGAGGCGGACCGCGCGGCGCACGAGCUGGCCCGCAGCCACGCCGCGCGCUCGGGCCGCCCCGCCGCCGACCGCACGCUCUACCUGUCCCGGUCCACGUUCUACGACGACCGCCCGCCCUCCCCGCGCCCCUGCCGCGCGCCCCUCUGCGCCUACUACGGCAGCCCCGCCAACGACGACUACUGCUCGAGGUGUGCGAAACUGCAGUGAGCGCUUCCGAACUUCUACACUAUCUUAUUAUUAUUAGUCCAUUAAGAGUAAAGCUGCUUUCAGACUACGCUAUACUAUAGUGCCAUAUAGUAUAGCAGCGUAUACUUACCCAAUCAU
Messenger RNA from Bombyx mandarina (wild silkworm), 2075 nucleotides. Its product is annotated as OTU domain-containing protein 7B. Gene Ontology annotation, molecular function: K63-linked polyubiquitin modification-dependent protein binding; DNA binding; zinc ion binding. The record is from RefSeq and is a predicted model, not a curated record. Gene Ontology annotation, biological process: protein K63-linked deubiquitination; protein deubiquitination involved in ubiquitin-dependent protein catabolic process; protein K48-linked deubiquitination. Gene Ontology annotation, cellular component: cytoplasm; nucleus. Lineage: Eukaryota; Metazoa; Arthropoda; Insecta; Lepidoptera; Bombycidae.